Messenger RNA from Fonsecaea monophora, 804 nucleotides. RefSeq lists its product as hypothetical. The coding region runs from base 1 to 804 and encodes 267 amino acids. The record is from RefSeq and is a predicted model, not a curated record. The transcript is spliced from 4 exons. Lineage: Eukaryota; Fungi; Ascomycota; Eurotiomycetes; Chaetothyriales; Herpotrichiellaceae.
AUGUCUACAUCUGAAAGUGACUUUGUCGCUCUCGUCACCGCCAGUUCAGCUGGACUGGGAGCUGCAGUGGCAAGGAGACUCGCGAAACUCGGGGCAAGAGUCGUUAUCAACUAUUGCAAUAGCCGCGGAAAGGCAGACGCACUGAUCGAGGAGUUGAACGCGCAAUAUCCAGGCUCACCCUCGAACGAAGACACGCCGGGCACCAAACAAUAUGUUGCCAUCCAGGCUGACCUGAAUAAACGGUCCGACAUACAACGACUGGUGGACGAGGCCAUCCAGCACAUGGGAAGGCUGGACAUGGUAGUGUCCAACCAUGGCUGGACGACAUUCACCAACUUCAUGAAUCUCGACGAGAAUGUCAACGAGGAUGACUGGGACCACUGUUUCAGCAUGAACGUCAAGUCGCCCCUGUUCCUGUUCCAUGCGGCCAAAAAUCAUCUCGAGGCCACCUGCGGAUCGUUCACCACAGUAUCUUCGCUCUCUGGGAUCAAGCCCGGCGGCAGCUGCCUACUGAACACCUCCUCGGCCUACUCCGUUACUAAAGCAGCUCAAAUCCAUUUGGCCAAAUCCCUGGCAUUGAUCGCUGCUCCCAAGAUCCGUGUCAACACGGUCGCGCCUAGCCUCAUGCUUACGGAAUGGGGAAUGAAAUUUCCCACGACGAUGCACGAUGCUGUCCGAGAGAAAAACCCUCUCAAGAUGAUUAUUACCUUGGAGGAUGUCGCAGACCAUAUUGUCCACCUGGCACAGAAUCGGUCGAUCACUGGCACCACCGAGAUAAUUGACGCCGGAUACUUGUUGACUUGA